CAACAAUGUCCAGUUCUCGUGUUGAUGACUUGAUUAGUUACUUUAAGUCUCACAACAAAAUUAGGGAACAACAAAGUCAUUCUGCUAAAGUACAUAGCGUAGGAUGGAGUUGCGACGGAAAACUCUUGGCUUCAGGUUCUUUUGAUAAAUCUGUGUGCAUUUUUUCCCUUGGACCGGAUCGCUUGAAACAAGAAACAACUUUUAGAGGGCAUGGUGGUAGUGUGGACCAACUGUGUUGGCAUGCCUUUUAUCCAGAAUUAUUAUCCACUGCAAGUGGAGACAAAACAGUUCGUAUUUGGGAUACUAGAACUCAGAAAUGCACAGCAAAUAUCAGCACAAGAGGUGAAAAUAUCAAUAUAUCAUGGUCACCUGAUGGCAAUACAAUAGCAGUAGGAAAUAAGGAAGACCUGGUGACUUUCAUUGAUGCACGAGUGAUGAAGAUUCGUGCAGAAGAGCAAUUCAACUUUGAAGUGAAUGAAAUUUCAUGGAAUAAGGAUUCUGAUACAUUUUAUCUUACCAAUGGUCAAGGCUGUGUACAUAUCCUUAGUUAUCCAGAUUUAGAGUUGUUACAUGUAAUUAAAGCUCAUCCAGGAACUUGUAUUUGUAUAGAAUUUGAUCCUACUGGAAGGUACUUUGCAACUGGUUCUGCAGAUGCAUUAGUUUCCUUAUGGGAUGCAGAUGAACUGUGUUGUUUAAGAACAUUCUCAAGAUUAGAAUGGCCAGUAAGAACUAUAUCAUUUUCUUAUGAUGGGCAGCUGUUAGCUGCAGCAUCCGAAGAUCUCGUUAUAGAUAUAGGUGAAGUUGAGACUGGAGAAAAGAUUGCAGAUAUACCUGUAGAAGCAGCAACUUUCACAGUUGCAUGGCAUCCAAAACAAUACUUAUUAGCAUAUGCUUGUGAUGACAAAGAUACUUAUGACAGGAAACGUGAUGCUGGCAGUCUAAAAGUAUAUGGAUUUGCCAAUGAUUGA
Habropoda laboriosa is the source of this 968-nucleotide messenger RNA. It is a transcript of the gene tex, whose product is annotated as THO complex subunit 3. Bases 6 to 968 code for a protein of 320 amino acids. Gene Ontology annotation, cellular component: THO complex part of transcription export complex. Gene Ontology annotation, biological process: mRNA export from nucleus. The transcript has 2 exons. Gene Ontology annotation, molecular function: protein binding. NCBI's taxonomy places the organism in Eukaryota, Metazoa, Arthropoda, Insecta, Hymenoptera, Apidae. The record is from RefSeq and is a predicted model, not a curated record.